Molecule: messenger RNA, 1914 nt
Organism: Parasteatoda tepidariorum (common house spider)
Lineage: Eukaryota; Metazoa; Arthropoda; Arachnida; Araneae; Theridiidae
Source: RefSeq, a predicted model, not a curated record
AUGGAAGAAGAGCAAGCUGUUUUAAAAGAAAAAAUUGCCUUAGCAGAAAAAGCGGCUUUAGAAGAAAAAAUUGCUUUGGCAGAAAAAGCUGCUUCAGAAAAAAAAAUUUCUUUAGAAGAAAAAAUUGCGUUGGAAAAGAAGGCUGUUUUAAGAGAAAAAAUUGCUUUGGAAGAAAAGGAAAGUUUAGAAAAAGCUACAUGUUUCGUCAACUUCCGAGGAAAGCAGUUCAGGUUUUGCACAAUUCAUGCAACAUUCGAAGCUCAAACCAAUGGGGAAGCUUCUGAGUUACAAACUACAGAACAAACUGCAUCAAUCUCAAACAAACAAUUUCAAGAAAUCAAUGAAAUACAAGUAGCUUCAACUACUCAACAGGCGGUUCAAAAAAAGGAUUUUGCAUCUUCACAAUCGCAACAGCAAGCAGCGUCUCGCGAAUACCAAGCUGCAACUUCUGCACAAAUUAAACAACCAACAUCCGCAUCUAGCCAGUACCAUACUCGAGAAUACCAGGCAGCAGCUUCUGCAGAAGUUCAACAACAAACAGAGUCUAGCCAAUAUCUGGAAGUCGCUUCUGCACAAUCUCAACAACAAGAAGCAUCUAGCCAAUACCAAGCAGCUUAUUUUGUACAAUCUCAACAACAAGAAGAAGAGUCCAGUCAAUACCAGGCAUCUGCUUCUGCACAAGCUCAACAACAAGAAGAAUCUUCAAGUCAAUACGAGACAGCAGUUUCUGCACAAGCUAAACAGCAAGCAUCAGCAUCUAGCCAAUACAAAAUAGCCACUUCUGCACAAUAUCAACAACAAGAAGCAUCUUGUCAAUACCAGACAGCUGCUUCUUCUCAAUCUCAACAUGAAACAGAGUCUAGUCAAAAUAGGGCAGUCAUUUCUGCACAGGCUCAGCAACAAGCAUCAGCAUCUAACCUGUAUCAGGAAGCCUCUUCUUCACAAUCUCAACAACAAUCAGAUGAAUUUAGUCAAUACCAAGCAGCCGCUUCUUCCCAAUCUCAAUCGCAGGUAGCCUCUAGCCAAUAUCAAGAAGCCACUUCCACACAAGCUGAGCAAACAAGCAGCAACAUCUAUCCUGUACCAGGACGUUCAAGGGCACACUUCUGUAUCAGAGCAGAAAAAGCUUCUACAUCAUCAGAACAGGGUGCCGCAUCUUCGCAACAGGCAUCGUCUUCCUCGCAGCAGUUACCAGAGUUCUCACUAGAGAUAUCAGAAUCCUCACAAAAGGCAUCGGAAUCCUCGCAACAGGUAUCGGAGAUCUUGCAACAAGCAACAGAGUUCUCGCAACAGGAAGCAGAGACAUCAAUACAGAGCAGACUGCCCAGUCCUCACAACAUACAUAGGAAUUCUCACAAAAGGUAUUCGGAAAGGGAUAUAGAGAAGUUCUUACAACAGGCAUCGCAGUAUUCUAAACAGACAACAGAGUCCUCGCAACAGACAUCGAAGUUGGAAAUACUAUUACCAGCACCAUUGCCAAAACCUCUUCCAGUGCCUCUCCCAUUACAAGCACCAAUACCUCUCUCAGAGCCUUUGAGAGAAACUAUUCCAGAUCCAGUACUGCUUCCUGAGCCUUUUCCAGAAACAAUACCAGUGCUAUUACCAAAUCCAGUAAUUCAUUUACAACCUUUGCCUAAUCCUCUUCCACCUUUGCCAAUACUUAUCUCUAGGCCCUUACAGAAACGUCUUCCAGCUCCAUUAAAGAAAACAUUUCCAGUAUCAUUGCCGAAACUGCUUCCAGCACUUUUGCCAAAACCUCAUCCAGCUCCAUCGCCUAUCCCAUUACCAGCACCAUUGCUAAAAGACUUCCAGUGUCUUUGCCGAAACCUCUUCCUGUGCCAAGACAUCCUCCAGCGCCUGUACCCAAAUCUCUUCCAGUGUCUGUGACGAAACCCCUUCCAGUGCCUGGACCUA